UACUUUUCUGCGGAACAUAGAAGAAUACACAUUCGAACACAGGUAAUUUGGCGAAUAACGGGAAUCAGUCAUGGCAUUGGCAUGUCACCUUUAGCCUCGAGUCGAAUAUCAACAGUAAAGCAGUCCUUAGAGAAAAGUGCCCCUUCCCUCGUGUUUCGUGUCGCUCCCUGCGAACAGUACGGCGAACAAGUACAAGGAGGCAGAGGCACGGCACACUUGGACACCAUGUCGGAGGACAACAACGUGGACAAAUUUAUAAAGGAGACAUCCAUCCUAGAGGAGUACAACAUCAAUUGGACGCAGAAGCUGGGCGCGGGGAUCAGCGGACCUGUGAGAGUGUGUGUGAAGAAGUCCACGCAGGAGCGCCUAGCACUGAAGAUCCUCAUUGACCGGCCCAAGGCCCGCAAUGAGGUGCGACUCCACAUGAUGUGCGCGGCUCAUCCCAACAUUGUCCAGAUCAUGGAGGUGUACGCCAACAGCGUGCAGUUCCCCCACGAGUCCAGCCCCAGGGCAAGAUUGUUGAUUGUCAUGGAGAUGAUGGAGGGGGGUGAGCUGUUCCAUAGGAUAAGCCAGCACCGGCACUUCACAGAGAAGAUGGCCAGCCAGGUCACAAAACAGAUCAGCCAGGCACUGGAGCACUGUCACUCGCUGAACAUCGCACACAGAGACCUGAAGCCGGAGAACCUGCUGUUCAAGGACAACUCACUGGAUGCACCAGUAAAGUUGUGCGAUUUUGGAUUUGCCAAAAUUGACCAAGGUGACUUGAUGACCCCACAAUUCACUCCUUACUAUGUAGCACCUCAGGUACUGGAGGCACAAAGGCGACACCAGAAGGAGAAAUCUGGAAUAAUACCUACCUCACCCACUCCCUACACCUACAAUAAGAGCUGUGACCUGUGGUCCCUGGGCGUCAUCAUCUACGUGAUGCUGUGCGGCUACCCUCCCUUCUACUCCAAGCACCACAGCCGCACCAUCCCCAAGGACAUGCGCAAGAAGAUCAUGACGGGCAGCUUCGACUUCCCUGAGGACGAGUGGAGCCAGAUCUCCGAGAUGGCCAAGGACAUCGUCCGCAAGCUCCUGAAGGUGAAGCCGGAGGAGCGGCUGACGAUUGAGGGGGUGCUGGCUCACCCCUGGCUCAACUGCACCGAGGCCCUGGACAACGUGCUUCCAUCUGCACAGAUGAUGAUGGACAAGGCUGUGGUUGCGGGUAUCCAGCAGGCCCACGCGGAGCAGCUGGCCAACAUGCGGAUACAGGACCUCAACGUCAGCCUGAAACCCCUCAACUCUGUCAACAACCCCAUCCUGAGGAAGAGGAAGCUGCUGGGCACUAAGCCCAGCGACGGCUUCUUCAUCCAUGACCCGGAGAAUGGAGGACAGGACACCAACGUUGCCCUGGAGAAGCUGCGAGACGUCAUAGCACAGUGCAUCCUCCCACAGGCCGGAGAGAACGAGGAUGAGAAGCUGAACGAGGUGAUGCACGAGGCCUGGCGCUACAACCGCGACUGCAAGCUGCUGAGAGACGGCCUGCAGGGCCUCAGCUGGGACGGAAGGGCUUUCUCCGAAAAAGUGGAUCGCCUGAAGCUGGCAGAAAUAGUCAAACAGGCCAUAGAGGAGAAAACAAACUUCCAGGACUCUCAAUAGCAAGUGCUGUAUUUUUAUUUCAUUUUGUAUGAUUUAUUAUAUCUGUUCUUAAAAUGAUUAACUUGUAAAGAGUAAUUUUAUGUAAAUUUAAGUGCAGGACUUGAUGCAUCUUUUUCACGAACUCGCUUGCAGAACUAUUGUACAGCUGUAGAUAUAUUCGAAGAGGACUUGUUGGUACUGUACAUUUUUUACAAACGACCGUGAAGAACACAGAAGAACAAACAAAGCGUAUAUUUUCAUUUCGCCCAACAGAAGCGAAGAAAGUAAACCAAGUACCCAUCGGAAGGGAAUUCAGCCUUUGUACAAGCUGCUUGUCUGAGCUGCCUGUUGCAGUGUUUUUUUUUAUUUCAGUUGUUUUAAGUUUCUUUUAACAAUGCUAUUCAUUUUAUUUAUUUAAAAAAAAGAUUCCGUUAUUUUUUACUACAGUAGCCUCAGCCAGAUAUUUGAUAUUUAAAAUGAGGAAAAAUGAACAAAAAAAUGCCCCAUGCGCUGUAUUUUAGACCUCUUUUGUUUUAUUUUUAUUUUGUCAUGUUUUCCUCUAGAGGCCAGAGAGUUAUGUUCUGUGCUCAUUCUACCUGCAGUGUGUGUGGACUGGGAGGCAGGGUCAGGAGAUCUCAGAUUUUGAUUGGCUGGUGUUUUUUAGAGACUCAUCCUAGGGGCUCGAAAACCCCCAAGCCCUGUGUACUUCCAUUCUCCCAGGCCCGUAAACUGAAGGGGGUGAGAGAUCGUAAUGCCUGUCAUCCUCACUGGUGACACCAAGCUGUUUACAGGUUGUGUGCUGCAAUGCAGAAAACAUUUGAUUCGUAACUGAUAAUCAUAAUGUCUGCGAAUGACAUUUAUGCCUUUUUAAGCAUGACGACAAUAUCACCGCUUAUGGACUAGCAAAUCUAAUCUUGCUGGAGGCUGAGGAUGUAGAGCUUUCACUCGUACGUCUCAUGCAGUGUUUAGGAGGAAAGGUGACACUGAAGAGACGUGGCCCUCCCUCAGCUGGCUUCCCCAGGGCUACACCCUGACGGUAGAAUGAAUAAGAUGGCAAGAAAAGACAAAAACACUAAAAACAAAAUUGAAUCCAUUCUGGGCUGUUGCUUGCUCCAUUAUCUGAUGUAAAGAUUAUUCCUGAGUGUUGUAGCUACUUUUUGAAAUUUUUUGAAGUCUGGACUCUCUCCUCCUGUGGCCUUUGUUGGGGAUUGUUGUUGGUGGAGGCUGGAAGGUUUAUUAUAAUCAAAAACUCAAUCCAUUUUACAAAGACCACCCUUACUGCACCUGCUAACAUGUCAGCGCGAGUCAGACUUGUUGAGUUGUUAAGACUGCAUGCCCAGUUACUUGUCAAAACGGUGACUUCAGGAACAGACCUCUGGCCUCUGUGUGUGCCUGGCCCGUUAAUGGCUCUGGGUUGCUUCCCGCUCCAUGUGGAACAGUGCCUCAGCUCUCUGUCACCCUCAGGACCCUUAGCAAAGGGAGACAGGUGGUGAAGUAGUCACCGGCAGCAGUGCUGUGGCCAAUCGGAACUCUUCCUCGCCCCCUCCAUUGUUGUUCCCACACCUGCGCCACGCAUGUAAUCUUAGCUCAGGAUUGUCAUGGCAACAUGGCUUCAGCAACAAAAACAACAAGAAUGCUGGUGAAGAGUAGUGUCUCUCUCUUUUUUUUUCUCUGUCUUAUUCUCUCCUCCCCAUGUUCUUGGACGGACUCAAGCGAAGUGGUUAUUGCAUCCCGUGGCUGAGAAGUCUCGCCCGGGAAGAUUUUUUUUCUCAGAAAUAAUCAGCCGCGAUCACAGUUUCCGUAGCAAAGUGUCACCUCAAGCUUGAAAUGCUGGACCAGAAUGUUGGACAACAUUUCCCCUGGGAAGGUUGAUGUACAUCCAGCAGGGCUUGAGGUGAAAACCUAUUAUGGAGACUUAGCCUCCAAAGAUGUAAAAGGGUCCAGUAAUUUACUAACAUUGGUAAAUUGUUAGGUUAAGAAAGGUUAAGGUUAAGAAAGGGGUUAAAAUGGAAUGAAAAUUUAAAGCUCAUAAGGAUCACUGUCAGGAACCCUGAAUUUAAAGUGUCUUAAAGUGAAAUAUAAAUUCAAUCCUCUGUCUUCUCUGAUGGCUUUUAAAUUGGUUUCUUGUGAUCAGACAUGCCUGUUUGUGGCCAUUUAGGGCCACAGCAUUUCUGUUGCACACUUAAGUCAGUGGCGAAAGGGCUAUGGCUUGACCAAAAAUGCCUUGAUUGGAUAUAUAUACAUUUGAUGGUACUGACACUACUCCCACUCGUUUUAACAUACAGUACAUGUAGGCUUUUAUUAAACUUGUUUUCUCACUCCUGGAGCAGCACUUAAGUUACCAUUGAAGGUAUGUACCUCAAACAGUAUUUUUGUCCUCCACCCUCUCCCAAAAUGUCAUGAAUAUGCUGAAUAUUUGUAUUAAAGGAAUUCCUU
Messenger RNA from Megalops cyprinoides (Indo-Pacific tarpon), 4056 nucleotides. It is a transcript of the gene mapkapk5, whose product is annotated as MAPK activated protein kinase 5. Gene Ontology annotation, biological process: Ras protein signal transduction; negative regulation of TOR signaling; protein autophosphorylation. NCBI's taxonomy places the organism in Eukaryota, Metazoa, Chordata, Actinopteri, Elopiformes, Megalopidae. The transcript has 14 exons. Gene Ontology annotation, molecular function: mitogen-activated protein kinase binding; calmodulin binding; ATP binding. The record is from RefSeq and is a predicted model, not a curated record. Bases 82 to 1641 code for a protein of 519 amino acids. Gene Ontology annotation, cellular component: cytoplasm; nucleus.